Messenger RNA from Fusarium keratoplasticum, 963 nucleotides. RefSeq lists its product as uncharacterized. The coding region runs from base 1 to 963 and encodes 320 amino acids. The record is from RefSeq and is a predicted model, not a curated record. Gene Ontology annotation, molecular function: acyltransferase activity, transferring groups other than amino-acyl groups. The transcript has 3 exons. NCBI's taxonomy places the organism in Eukaryota, Fungi, Ascomycota, Sordariomycetes, Hypocreales, Nectriaceae.
AUGGCCGAACAAACCGACAACCCUGUCAAGUAUGACAUCAGGGAGUUUUCAAGCUCUGACGAAGACUUUGAAAAGUUGUCUCACAUGUGGGACAUCAUCUUCCCAACGUGGCCAGUUGAGCGACAGCGACUGGAAAAGUUUCUGCGUAUCGUCCCCGGCCAUCACUAUAUCCACGAGAAUGGCUUUGUUAUUGCCUAUCUAUCAGCCGGUGUUGGUCAGAUAGAUGUCCUUGGUGUGCUGCCUGAGCAUCGAGGAAAGGGACUCGGUACUGCAUUGUUGGAAAAAGCAAAGGCUGCGAUGAGGGAGGCCAACGGAGAGGAUCUCAAAUCUUUGCAAAUUGGAAGCCAAACUCCCCGGUUCUGGCCGCAGAUGCCAGUCGAUUUCCCGCAGGAAGUAAAGGACUUCUUCAUCCACAGAGGGUUCCGUCGAAUGGAAAAGAACUCAGCCAUAGAUCUCUUCAAGGAUAUCCGCGAGGGUCCUAUCGCACCACCCGAAGUCAUGGAGAAAAUCUCAAAGGUCAAUGUGAAGUUUUGUACAUGGUCUCCAGAACUCGAGGAAGAGUGCCUCACCAAGCAGCGAGCCACUUUUAGGUGGUACAUAGGCUACGAGGCCCUUGCAGCUUACAAGCAACACCACGAAGCAUUGGUAGCCAUUGACCCCGAGACAAACGAGCAAAUCGGAUGGACAUUCAUGUGUUCUUCCUCGUCUAUUAUCAGCGACACUUAUGCCUUUAUGCCGCUACUGCCGUCAAAGGAUAAGACGGGGCUGGUCGCCGCCGUUGGCGUGAGCGAGUCCGCAAGAGGCAAAGGCGUUGGCUUGGCCAUGGUGGUGAAAGCCAUGGAGAAUCUACGAGAGAGGGGAAUUGAGGGCAUAUACAUUGACUCGGUUUUUAUCCGGGGCUUUUAUGAGAAGUUGGGUUUUGAGACUUAUUGGGAGUACGAGGGCUUUGUCCAGGAAGGAUGA